This is a messenger RNA of Rotaria sp. Silwood1, 1173 nucleotides long. The record is from the annotation of a GenBank genome assembly. NCBI's taxonomy places the organism in Eukaryota, Metazoa, Rotifera, Eurotatoria, Philodinida, Philodinidae.
AUGGCAACUAGUAGUGAAAAUUCACCUGGUCAUGAAUCACUUGUUAUAGACAAUGAUGAAGGAAUAAAUGCUGAGAGUAAUCGAACGACUACUCUGAUCAAAAGUAAAGUUUUUUUUUCGAAGAAUAAUGAACAUGUUCUUAUUGAAAAAGGUGUUAAAGGUAAUUUUGUUACCGUCAAUCGAUUUUUUAACACUUUGGUUUUAUCAAGCGGUAAUUGUGAUUCUUUUUUUUUAUUAUAUAAUUUCAUUUGUUUUCCAGUAAAGAUAAAGCUGAAUGGCCUGAUAUUUUCGCAUGAGAAGCUUCAAUUAUUGAUCAGAUUCGUCCAAAGAAAUUUUUCGUGGCUGAUACCUGCAGCUUUGACAUCAUGAAAAGUGAGUUAUUUAGCUCUAGUUACAAUAUAAAUAAUAUCUCCUUGUCCUACAGCUCCUCGUGGUUAUGAAGCUAUCAAUAUUAAUAUUAUCGAGAGAAAUAUCAAUUCCAUUCGUAAGUUGCCUAAAAUUCCGAAGAAAAAAGAGACCGAUUCAAAACAAACAGCAAUAUCUGGUGAACUAUUCCAGUCGACAUUGUAAAUACGACUCAUGUUAUUCUUAACUUUCCUUGACUUGAUGUAUAUUAAAUUGUAUUCUAUUAUAGGGCUAUGCUUUUUCGUGAAGCGUUGAAGAAAAAGUAAAUCCACUUGAUCGACGUUUGACUUAUAACAACAACAUAAUCAAUAUGACAUUUGUUAACAUUUUUAACAGCAAAAAAAAAAAAGAAUUUUUUAAAAAAGAUCUUGUGUUGAAGAAAAUUGUGAGAAAAACAAUUUAUCUUUAACUUAAUAAAAUAUUUAAUAAAAAAAGAAUUUUUCUCAUGAAUACGCAUUUGUUUUCAUUCAUACAUUGAACAAAACAAAAGAAAAUCUAUACAAAACGGCUCGUUCUCAACAGAGAUACUUUUUAGUAUAUAUCCUGUUCUUCUAUUUUCUCUUCGGCUAUUUAUUGUUUUAAUACAGUAAUUUAAAUCUACUAUAGCGAUUUAAUUCUAUAAUUUAUGUUUAGUCUUCGUCUAUACGUAUUUAAGAGAGGGUCCAUGAGAUGAUCGAGGAUCGCUCCAAUAUACGAGGCACUCGAUAAAAUUUUUUUUUUCGAUUUUUUUUGCUCAUUCGAAACUUCAAUGUCUAAAACUACUAGCCC